Molecule: messenger RNA, 1789 nt
Organism: Darwinula stevensoni
Lineage: Eukaryota; Metazoa; Arthropoda; Ostracoda; Podocopida; Darwinulidae
Source: the annotation of a GenBank genome assembly
AUGUACCGUGUUAGGAACGGCCUUGAGGAAGAAGGCGUGAGGAGACGAAGAGGAAGAUUUAUUGUCGGGGUGGAUACCUCCCAGGGUCGCGGGGAGAGAAAUACGAGGAUGAGAUCCAGAGUUGCUAACAGCCCUGCGGGCUUCCAGAUUGAUCGGAGCUUAGGAGAAGCCGAAAAAUGCCUCUUAGGUCUUAAUGACCAUCAGGGUCGCUUCCAUGGUGACAAAAAUAUCCCCACAGCCUUCAUGGUGGAUGACAUUAAGCAGGCUGCAGCCAUCCAGGAAUCCCUUAGAAGUCACUGCCUUAAAACUGUUAUUGCCAUCAUCAACAAGGCUGAAAGUGAAGAGAAACGGGAGCUGCCAUCACCAUUGAAAUUAUUAUCUCUCGUACCUGUGGAGUUGGAGGCCCCCAUGGAAGGGAUAUCUUCAGAGAGGAUGGAUGAGGCAGAUUUGGGAUCAGAUGAUGACAUAACUCAGUAUGAGCUACAAAACAACUCUCUGAGAGCAUUGUCGCGGGCUUCUGUGAUGACAUUGAAUUGGAUCUUCAAGAGUGAUUCAUCAUUGGAGCAGAAGAAGGUACAAGGCGGAGUGAUCGGAUGCGGACAACUCAGCACCAUUCAACAUGGAUUCAUUACUAUCGAGUCUUGUGGCAGCCCAUCUGAAGAGAUUGCUAAAAGAAGCAAUGAAAGCUGCAUUCAAGAUGAAAGCUAUGCAUUUUCGACCGUCGUUAGAUACAGAUGCGAGAAAUAUUAUGAACUGCAGGGACCGGAAUUCAGAAGAUGUGCAGAGGAUGGAGAAUGGACCGGACCCACCCCGUUUUGUAAGCCAGUAUGCGGAAAGAAGGCAAGUCAAAUUCAACUAUCCGCAGGAGGAAAUCCAUCCGAAAUUGGAGAAUGGCCAUGGCAAGCGGCCAUUUAUGACAUCAAGAUAGGAGAUGUUAUAUGUGGAGGGGCUCUCAUUAGGGAAGAAUGGGUGCUAACAGCUGCCCAUUGUGUCGUUGUGGAUGGUUCCAUCAGAACUCGGCACACUGAAGAAGUUUUUGUCUACCUUGGGAAGCAUUACCGAUCUUACAUCAAAAAAGACGAACACGCACAACUCAGACAAGUUCAGUAGCCUAACAUUUUCCAAUUUCCAUCCAUUCUUUCCUGAUUAUGCAAACUGUCGCAAUCUCCUUGCAGGUGUCUCACAUAAUCUUGCACAGGGACUUCAACGUACAUAAUAACUACGACUCGGAUAUAGCUUUAUUGAAACUAGGAAGACCUGCUGUGCUAACGGCUCGAGUUCAGUUGAUAUGUCUCCCGAACAGAUUUGAUUUAUCUGAGUUAAACCUCGACAGUGGAGUGCCAGGAUGGGUGACCGGUUGGGGUCAUGACGGUUCGGAUGAACUCGCAGCUGUCCUGACGGAGGUUCAACUCCCGGUCAUAUCCAAUCGCAAAUGUGUUUGGGACACCCUUAAUUUCACAGGGGACCCCGGCGUCAUUCCUACCCUCACCUCAAAUAUGUUUUGCGCUGGUUUUUCUGCGGAUACUCCUCUUGAAGAUUUUCGAACAAUUUGUACAGGGGACGGGGGAAGUCCCAUGGUCUUCUUCUCCAAUACAUCACAUGAAAGCCACUGGACAGUGGAAGGGAUUGCUAGUCACUUUUUCCAAAAAGGUGCUUGUUCCAUGAGACGCCCUGGGCAGUAUGGAAUUUUCACCAAAGUUAAUAGGUUCACCCAGUGGAUCAGCAGGGUAAUACAAUAGUGGCUUCUGACAAAUCACAAUUGAUUCAACUAGAUGCAACAUUUGAUAUC